UCACACGGUCCUCCACUGAGCAGUCUGCUCCCGGGUCUCCACGGACGCUCCGCUGUCUGGAUAUUGUAGCCGCUUUUUCUUUUUCUUUCUUUUUUUUAUUCCUCCUGGAUUAUAUUCUUCAGAUGGUUUUCAACUACCAACCCGAUGCAUAGAAAUGGGUAAACUGCACUCGAAACAUGCCGCUAUUUGUAAACCGAGGGAGAGUCCAGAAGGCGACAGUUUUGUAGUCAACGCCUGUUUGGCGAGAAAGGGCAUCGACGACUGGCUCCUGAAGCAGAAAUACUACUGCACGAGCGCUCCAGCCCUCGAGCGACAGGACUGUCACCACAAGGAUAGCUGCGGGUUGCGUGCACGGCAGGAUGCCAUGGACGAAGCCUGCGCAGAGAGGAUCGGGGAUGAACACUACCGUCUGGAAGUGGCUUUACCCCCAGAGAAGACGGGCAGAUGCUGCGUGGAGGAGAAGAUGCAGCAGAGGGACAGCCAAUCACCCGCAGGGCCGCAGAAACCGCUCCAGUUUGAAGAGCUGGAGUGCGCGGUCUCUGUGGAGGAGGAUAACCGACAGGAGUGGACCUUUACUCUUUACGACUUCGACAACAGCGGCAAAGUCACCAGAGAGGACAUCACCAGCCUCCUGCACACCAUCUACGAGGUCGUGGACGCCUCCGUCAACCACUCCCCCAGCAGCAGCAAGACGCUGCGGGUGAAGCUGUCGGUGGCUCCCGACUCCAGCCAGCGUUGGAGGAGUUGCACGCAGGGCGCGGCAGACAUGUACCAUCCCAGGGAGAAAAACGACAAGUGCAUAGAAGACCCCAAGAGUGCCGACAAGAAGACUCGAGCCCUCCAAAGGCGCCACCACACUGACCACCACGCCCAGCCCGGCUGCCAGCGCCACUGCGUGGAUGAGAACCUGGAACGCAGGAACCACUACUUGGACCUGGCAGGCAUCGAAAACUAUACGUCCCGCUUUGGAGCCGCUCCCACCCCAGAGCCGACGAAAGCGGAGCCUCCGACCCGCUCGUCCAACCAGACUCGCUCUCGCUCCCACGAACCGGAAAAUGGCCACGCCCACUCCCACCACCACCGCCGCCUACAGGCCGUUGUGGACGCGGUGGCGCCCGUCAGCCUCCACCCGGCCCGCACGCGAGUCGGGCCGGGAGUCGCGUCGGGGAAGCACGCCCUGCGCUCUCCCAAGACCCACGGCCGCACGCCCCCCGCGCAGAUCGGGGGCGGCAGGGUGAUGCGAAGCCGAGGCCUCCCGCCUCCCGCGGCGCUGCCCAGCCAGACGCCCCCGCACCAGUCCACGGCCCCCUACCGCAAGCACAAGCAGCGCUCCAAGGAGAGCAGCCAGGGCUACAGGGCCGCGGGCGCCCUGGCUCCGGGGCCAGUGGUGGAGAAGGAGCAGGUGAGGGACCUGCCCGGCGUGCUGCUGUACGAGGGGGGGCUGGCACAAAUGGUGCAGCGGCAUGAGCACCACCACCACCACGAACACCAUCACCACUACCACCACUUCUACCAGUCCUGAAUCUCCGCCCCACAGAACCCGACCGGGCUCCUCUCCGUGGCGCCUUGGCAGUGGAGGCGGGGCGCGCGCCGGAGAGGAGGAUCAUGGGAAGGGGGCUGAGAGGUUAUUAAUCAGUGUUACAAAGAGGUUGGUGGAACAUGACAGAGCUCGGGUAUGCAGCGUUAUAGUGAUUUAGGACCAAAGUGGGACUUAGGAUCACGGCCGGAGCCCCGAGAGGAGGCGCAGAGGGACAAUUUGAUUAACAACCCGGAAGUUGCUCUCAACCCUUCGGUCCUCCUCCGGUGAACUCUGAGGCUCUAAACCAGCACCAGGACCCUUCCAGACCCAAAAGGUUUUUUAAGGACAAAGGAAGGAUGACAGGAAGAGAGACUGUGAUGUAAAAUAUAUGAAAGAAUACAGGUGAUUGGAGAGUCUGGCAUACUGUGUGUGUGUGUGUGUGUGUGUGCGCUGUACAAAGAAUGCCUGUGUGUAUGUGAGUGUCACGACACUGGUGUCUGUUGAAAACCACUUGAAGUGCGCUCAUGGGUGUGUGAGUAUUUAAAGCAGGCCGUCUGGCAGGUUUUUGAAUAUGAAAAUGAAGAUUCUGAUUCAAGCAUGCGAUGCCAUGUAAGCAAAAAGGGGAAGGACAGAUGUUGAAAUGUUAUAUAGGAAAAAAAGAACAGAGAUCCCAAAUUCGCUGCUACCUCUAAUGUUAUCCUAAUUGUUAAUGGUGAUGUAAUGCCGACUAAACAUUCAGAGGUUAUUUUCAAAUUGUGUCAUAAUCUGCAGUUAGUCCAUUGACUAGCCUUGACUGUACAUAUGGUAUAUAUAUUAUCAAUUGUAUAAGCUUUAUUGAUAAUGUGAUAUCUUUGUAUUCACAAUUCAAAGCUUUUAUGGAUGUUUUCCUUAUCAAUUGCAUUUUAUAAGACUAAUUGGAGUACAAAAAUGUACAGUCGCACUCUCCCUCUUUCUACGUUCUAUCCUUGUGAUUUGAUACCUUAGUGUGAUCAGGUCCUGAAAUCCCUCCUGAUAUUGUCUCACCACAUACAACCCUCAUGCUGCUCAGGCAGUGUAUGAAGUGCCCGGUGACUGAAAGAACAUUUCUUAAAAAAUGCGUAUUUGCAGUGUAUAUCAGUGUGAAGUUUGGCCUUUUAAGGAAACUUGCCUCAUUUUUAUUUUUGCAGGCCCGAUCCAAGCGGCACAUCUUUUUUCAGUUUCACUUUGGUUUUUUUUUUGACUU
Pungitius pungitius (ninespine stickleback) is the source of this 2741-nucleotide messenger RNA. It is a transcript of the gene nkd1, whose product is annotated as NKD inhibitor of WNT signaling pathway 1. Gene Ontology annotation, cellular component: cytoplasm. Gene Ontology annotation, biological process: negative regulation of Wnt signaling pathway. The record is from RefSeq and is a predicted model, not a curated record. The transcript is spliced from 10 exons. Lineage: Eukaryota; Metazoa; Chordata; Actinopteri; Perciformes; Gasterosteidae. Gene Ontology annotation, molecular function: calcium ion binding. The coding region runs from base 155 to 1522 and encodes 455 amino acids.